GCGUGGAUCGACGACAUUUUGUAAACACGGAUCUGUUCACUGGUGGUGAGGUUGAGGACGCUGGUCUAGCCCGAGAUCAAGGAACUAGGAAGCUGCUGUGCCAGCUGCUCUGAGGCAGCUCUGAGGCGGGUCUAAGGCUUGGCGUGGGCGCCAUCCAGCCUGACUCUGUUGCGGGGCCGGGACGGGGGCUGCAGUGCCCGGGCCCCACCUUCGCACACAGACUCCCUUGGUGGCAGCAGCGCUGAUGGGUCCGAUUCAGGGCCUUGUGGUCUUUGAGGACGUGGUCAUAUAUUUCUCCCAGGAGGAGUGGGGACUCCUUGAUGAGGCUCAGAGGCUCCUGUACCGUCAUGUGAUGCUACAGAACAUUGCACCUUCGUCUUCCAUAGGUUGUCGGCACAGUGCCCAGGAUGAGGAGGCCCUUUCAGAGCAAGGUGAUGUUGUUAGAGAGUCACAGGUCAAGACUCCAAAGCUAGAUCCAUCCAUCCAGAAGUCUCAUUCUUGUGAGAUAUGUGGCCCACUCUUGAAACACAUUUUGCACCUGGCUGAGCACGAUGGGACACCCCGAGCAAGAGGUGUACACGUGUGUGUCAAGUCUUUCCCAGCACCAAAAGGAGCUGAGUCGAGGGCUUCCCUGGUGGCGCAGUGGUUGAGAGUCCGCCUGCCGAUGCAGGGGACACGGGUUCGUGCCCUGGUCCGGUAAGAUCCCACAUGCCGCGGAGCGGCUGGGCCCGUGAGCCAUGGCCGCUUAGCCUGCGCAUCCGGAGCCUAUGCUCCGCAACGGGAGAGGCCACAAC
Lagenorhynchus albirostris (white-beaked dolphin) is the source of this 794-nucleotide messenger RNA. Its product is annotated as zinc finger protein 547-like. The coding region runs from base 245 to 700 and encodes 151 amino acids. Gene Ontology annotation, biological process: regulation of DNA-templated transcription. NCBI's taxonomy places the organism in Eukaryota, Metazoa, Chordata, Mammalia, Artiodactyla, Delphinidae. The record is from RefSeq and is a predicted model, not a curated record. The transcript is spliced from 3 exons.